CUAUGAGUUUGUGAAGUACCUUAGACAAUAUAUAAAUAAUACAGUGGGAUCUGUGAUUGAAGAAGAAACAGAAAAAUGUACUUCUGCUCAAAAUCAGGGUGAAGUGUCUGGCUAUGACACACUCGUUCAACACGUUACUAGGAAGAUCCGUGAAUCAGAAGAAUACAGAGAAAUGAUGCAUGCCUUGAAGAAUAUCAUGAUGGUUGUGGUAGAAUCUUUGAUUAACAAGUUUGAAGAAGAUCGGAUGCAUAAUAAGGAGCUGGAUAGUAAAACAAAGAAAGAACGUCAGAGUGGCUCUUAUGCAGACAACUGUUCUGACAGUGACUCUUCGUUCAACCAAAGUUAUAUGUUCAUGAGCCCAGAACAAUUGCAGCUGCUUGUAGAAAGGCUUGACCCUAAUCAGCCGAAGGAAGUUCGGCAGGAAGCAGUGCAGACUCUGAGCUUUGCCCCCCUCUCUGAUGUGCUGAACUCUGAGAGUUGGCCGAGUCUGCGCAAGCUCCUGACGGUGUCUCUGUCAGAUCCUGAUGCAACUAUCAGUGAGAAAAUUCUUAGGUUCUAUGCAAAAACCUUUUCCUCUUCUCCAUUUAAUAUGACAAGAGAAGUCUAUACAAGUUUAGCAAGACACUUGGAGUUGUACUUUCUUUCUGGAGAAUAUUCUCUUCGUAUUUCGGCUGGUCUGGAUGUAUCAGACCCAGAUGUAAAUUGUUUACUUAAAAAGGUCCGCCUUUUAAAUGAAUACCAAAAGGAUGCUCCAUCUUCCUGGAUUCGUCAUCCAGAAAAGUACAUGGAAGAAGUAGUGGAGAGUACCUUGUCACUUUUGUCAAUAAAGCCUGAGCCUAAUCAUCCUGACCCUUCAGAUUUUUUGAGUCCCAUCUACUUCUUGGGUCUGCUAGACAUCAAAGCAGUAUGGUUUAAAAAGUGGACGCAUGGGUAUUACAGCAGAACAGUGGUACUUAGGCUUUUGGAAAAGAAAUAUAAGUCUUUGAUUAAUGCAGCUGUCCAGCAAUGCCUUGAUUAUUUUGAAUUUUGCAAGGCAGCAGUUAAUAAAAAUUCCAGAGUCAAUGAGCUCUCCCAACAGCAUUGCAGUGAUAAACAGAUCUUUUCUUACACUGGACCAGAACUGCAGUAUGUCUAUUUUGUUCAUUCACUGUGCCUUUUAGGAAGAUUGCUGAUCUAUAAGCAAGGCCGCAGUCUCUUCCCUGUACAACUGAAAAAUAAAAAAGAUAGAGUUUCCAUAACCGACCUGUUGGUAUUAUUGACUCAGCUUAUUUAUUACUCUCCAAGUUACCCAAAGACUGCUUUGGCAGCACAUACAGACAAUUAUUCUCCAGCAAGCCUUGUUAUGGAGAUUCUGCAAGUUUUUUGUGAUCAAACAGGAUGUGCUGCUGAAUGUCUGUAUACGGAUGCAGUGAUAGAUGCCCUGCUUCAUCCUGUUCAAAGUUUACUGAGUGGCACAGAGGUGAAUAUAAAUUGUCUCGAAACCACUUUAGUUGAUGUAGCUGAUAUUUUGGCAAAGAUUGCUGCUGUAGAAGAUGGUCUUUCUGUUCUUCUUUAUGGAGAAAAUGCAAAGAAUGCCAAACAAAAUAGUCCUACAGCUGUUCAUGUCAUUGUUCAGUUUACAAAGAAACUUCUUCACGACGACGUUUCUCUUUUAUCUGGAUCCGAGCUGUUGCCCAUUGUUAAAGGAGCUUUCAUUUUUGUGUGUCGUCAGAUGUACAGAACUUGUGAAGGCCUGCAGAUGCUAAUUCCUUAUGGCUUGCAUGAAUCUAUUGGAGAGGCCUGGAAAAAGGUAAAUCUUGUUUUGCCUUGGGACGAUUGGCAAAAAAUCUUACUAUACAAGGUUCAACUUAU
This is a messenger RNA of Merops nubicus (carmine bee-eater), 1851 nucleotides long. Its product is annotated as protein broad-minded-like. The record is from RefSeq and is a predicted model, not a curated record. The annotation marks the transcript as partial. Gene Ontology annotation, biological process: non-motile cilium assembly. Lineage: Eukaryota; Metazoa; Chordata; Aves; Coraciiformes; Meropidae. The transcript has 15 exons.